Messenger RNA from Leptonychotes weddellii (Weddell seal), 1477 nucleotides. Lineage: Eukaryota; Metazoa; Chordata; Mammalia; Carnivora; Phocidae. The record is from RefSeq and is a predicted model, not a curated record.
AUGAAGGGUUUGCCAACCAGGGAAACUGCCAACAUAGAGGAAUAUGCAAAUGACUAUGAAGACAGAGACAUGAGACCUCUCUUUGGUGCUUGUUGGCCGGGCAACCAGGGCUACGCCCUCCCAGAGGCUCUGGAACUUGCCUUGGGUCUCCUGAACCGAAAAGCACAGAUCUCGCCUUCCUCCUGGAAGUCACCUUGUCCUUUGGAGCCGCUGGCUGCAGGAGGUGGCUUCCUCUGGCUGGUGACAAGCUGGCUCCUUGGUGCGGAGAGCUCUCGGUCUUCCAAAACCAGGGCCGGGAGGGGAGACCGAAGAGAGGAAGGGGCGGGAAAGGAGAGAGGAGGAGAGAGCCCGGGAGAUUUGGGAUAUGACACCCGAUCCGGCCAAGCAGCGGGGCGCCCACCGCCCCCAAGAGUGGUGCAUUUCUUCACAGGGACCAGAAGUGUAGGCCGGCUCCGGAGCGAGUACAACUUCAUCGCGGAGGUGGUGGAGAAGGUAGCGCCAUCUGUGGUUCACUUGCACCUGUUCUGCAGGUCACCUCUUAGCAACAAGGAUAUUCCUGCAUCCAGUGGCUCUGGGUUCAUAGUGUCUGAGGAUGGGCUCAUUGUUACCAAUGCCAAAGUCCUCACCAACCAGCAGCGGAUCCAGGUGGAGCUCCAGAGUGGCGUCCAGUAUGAAGCCACUGUCAAGGACAUUGACCAUAAAUUGGAUCUUGCACUGAUUAAGAUCGAGCCAAAUACUGACCUUCCUGUAUUGAUGCUGGGAAGGUCCUCUGACCUGCGGGCUGGAGAGUUCAUGGUGGCCUUGGGCAGCCCGUUUUCUCUGCAGAACACAGCAACCGAAGGGAUUGUCAGCACUACACAGCGAGGGGGCAGAGAGCUGGGGCUGAAGAAUUCAGACAUGGACUGUAUCCAGACAGAUGCCAUAAUUAAUCAUGGCAACUCUGGGGGCCCUCUGGUGAACUUGGAUGGUGACGUGAUUGGCAUAAAUACAUUGAAGGUGACCGGGGGAAUCUCCUUCGCAAUUCCCUCAGAUCGAAUUCAACAGUUCUUGGCAGAAUUCCAUGAGCGCCAGUUGAAAGAUAAGGGGAGAAAGGCUCUUUCACAGAAGUAUCUCAGUCUGCGAAUGCUGCCUCUCACUAUGAACCUUCUUCAAGAGAUGAAAAGGCAAGAUCCAGAUUUCCCUGAUGUGAGUUCUGGGGUCUUUGUGUAUGAGGUGAUUCAAGGAACAGCUGCUGAAAGCUCUGGGUUGAGAGACCACGAUAUAAUUGUCAGCAUAAAUGGGCAACCUGUUACCACCACAACCGAUGUUAUUGAAGCUGUUAAGGACAAUGAUUCCCUUUCCAUCAUGGUUCGUCGAGGAAGUCAGACUUUGAUCCUGACAGUCACAUCUGAAAUAAUCAAUUAAGUAUCAAGCUUUAAAGAGAAAUCAUCUAACAAAACCAAAGCUAUAUUACCUGGUUUGUACUGAAGAUGUGCCA